AUGCCCAACCGAAAUUCGGCAAUUCCCCUGCUGGGUGAGACCAUCAUCCCGGAGACGGCGUUGGACGGGUUUUUGUGCAACCCGAAACACUUUCAUUCGUCCUCUUCCACUAUCCAUGAGAAGCAAAGGAUCACGUUCCGAGGGCUGGCGUGGCGGCAGAUCUUCAUCAAACAUUUGGAGAGCAUCAGUAAGUCCGUAGGACUGCUUGGAAAUGACUUGGCGGGCUAG
Messenger RNA from Bursaphelenchus xylophilus (pine wood nematode), 228 nucleotides. NCBI's taxonomy places the organism in Eukaryota, Metazoa, Nematoda, Chromadorea, Rhabditida, Aphelenchoididae. The record is from the annotation of a GenBank genome assembly.